This is a messenger RNA of Cotesia glomerata, 1728 nucleotides long. Its product is annotated as UBX domain-containing protein 7. Gene Ontology annotation, molecular function: ubiquitin binding. Gene Ontology annotation, cellular component: nucleus. Gene Ontology annotation, biological process: proteasome-mediated ubiquitin-dependent protein catabolic process. Lineage: Eukaryota; Metazoa; Arthropoda; Insecta; Hymenoptera; Braconidae. The transcript has 8 exons. The coding region runs from base 240 to 1721 and encodes 493 amino acids. The record is from RefSeq and is a predicted model, not a curated record.
ACAUAUAACGUCGAAUAUGUGUGGGUUGUGUGUUGUGUGUCAUAUGUACAUUUCUGACAUUAUGUAUAUGUCUAUAAGUAUGUAGAGUCCUGUUUAGAGUUUGAGGCUGUUUGUUUCCCUUGGUGUACCUCAAAGCAUAGCAUCGUAGUCAAUGCACUUUUACAUCAAUAAAAUAACUGUCGCAAUUUCAUUGCAAAAAACGCAAUUGAUAACUCAGAAAUAACAAUAUAACUCAAACAAUGGACCGUGAAUUAAUAGAAAAAUUUAUAGAAGUCACAGGAGAGACCGAAGACACUGCUAUCCAGUAUCUUACAAUUGCUGACGGCAAUGUCGAGCAUGCAAUUACACUGAUGUUCGAAGGUGGACCUGUAGCAGCUCAGAGGACUGUUCCAGAAGAUGAGCCAGAAAUACGAGCACCUAUUUCACCCACUCAAGAAAUUUUGGUGCCAAAUGAUCCUAUUUAUACUCUUCCCCGGGCUUCCAAAAGUGUCUUUGAUCGAUUCAGAGAUUUCAGCGUUGAAAUACGUAGGCAAGAAGAAGAAAUGACAAGACAAGCCAGUGGUGAAAAAGCACCAUCUCACUGUAAAACAAAACGUCUGGAAGAUCUUUUUCGUCCACCUUAUGAUAUUUUAUUUUUGGGGACGUUCGUCGAAGCUCGAGAAUACGCCAAAUCAAAAAAUCGUUGGCUAUUAGUUAAUGUACAGAAUCCACAGGAAUUUGCGUGCCAAAUGCUUAAUCGAGAUGUUUGGUCUGAUAAACAAAUAAAAGAAAUAAUCAAAGAUCAUUUUGUUUUGUGGCAGGUACUGUCAGAUACAGUUGACGGACGAAGAUACAUUGAUUUUUACAACGUACUCGAAUACCCUUACCUGGCAGUGGUCGACCCAAGAACUGGAGAAUGUAUGCGUUCCUAUAGUACAAUAUCAAUGGAUCAUCUUCUAACUGGAUUGAACGAUGUUCUCAGCUCUCAGCCGUCACCUGACUGCAGCUCAGACUCUCCUGAUGUCGAGGCCUCACACUGCGAGCCGACUUCAUCGGCUAAACGGGGUGGUCACUUUAAUAUUUCGAAAGAUUCCGGUAGGAGAAUUAAAAAAUCACGUGUCUCUAAUGAUCCAACAUCUACAGUUGGUUUCAACACUCUUAAUGGUGAGCCAUCUGUCAGUACGAGCACUGGAAGUUCGGCAAUUCGUGGUAAAAGAAGUCGUAUGGAGAUUGAUAAUUGCGAUGAUCCUUCUGAUGAAGCUGCGAUACCCAGUAAAGAAGACUCAGUGGCUAAAACUUCUAAUAAUACGCCGACUGUGUCAAACAAUGAUAGUAAACCAUCUACUUCAAGUUACAAUAAUAAUCUGUCAACUUUGAGUUUUAAUAAUAAAGCUUCUACUUCAAGUUACGACAUUAAACCUUCAACGAGCUAUAAAAGCACAAAGUCAAUUUCAAGUAACAGUACACAUUCUACUUCAAGUAAAAAUGAAAUUCCUAACGGAGAAUUAUCAUUACGAUUAUGUCUACGAUUACCUGACGGUGAACCAGAGACUAUUUCAAUGCGUGCUAAUGAUACUAUUGAGUGCUUCAUAAAACGCAUUGAGGAUAUGGGAUACUCAAGGACAGAUCAUACAUACUUGAUUCCAUUCCCAAAAACAAAUGUAGGUGCAUUGCCAACGGAAACACAAUUGCGUGAUACUAUUCUGUACCCAUCAAGCACGAUAUUUAUUACUAAAGUCUAAAACAAGA